This is a messenger RNA of Galeopterus variegatus (Sunda flying lemur), 543 nucleotides long. RefSeq names its product NKG2-A/NKG2-B type II integral membrane protein-like. Gene Ontology annotation, biological process: positive regulation of natural killer cell mediated cytotoxicity; stimulatory C-type lectin receptor signaling pathway. Lineage: Eukaryota; Metazoa; Chordata; Mammalia; Dermoptera; Cynocephalidae. Bases 1 to 543 code for a protein of 180 amino acids. The transcript has 5 exons. The record is from RefSeq and is a predicted model, not a curated record.
AUGAAUGACGAACGAGUAGCCUACUCAGAACUGAGUCUGGCCAAGGACCCAAAGAAGCAGCAAAGGACACCUAAGAGCACAAAAAGCUCCGCUUCGGUCACUGAACAGGAAAUAACCUAUGCGGAAUUAAACGUUCCAAACGAGCAGAACAAUUACUCCCUAAGAAGAACCCAUAAAGCAUAUCAUUGUGGUUACUGUCCGAAGGAGUGGUUCAUGUAUUCCAACAAUUGUUAUUCCAUUAGUAUGGAAAAAAAAUCUUGGAAUGAGAGUUUGAUGGCCUGCGCUUCUAUGAACUCUAAUCUCCUUCAUAUAGAUGAUGAAGAAGAAAUGAAACUUCUGAUGUCCCUAUCAUUUGUAUCAUGGGUUGGCAUCUCUUGUAACAACAGUGAUUGUCCAUGGGCGUCAAUAAACAGAUCAACUUUCAAACCAAAGAUAAAAGAAUCCGCAAAUCAUAAUCAUAACUGUGCUGUGCUACACUCAGGUGGUCUUAAACCAGACAGUUGUGGAUCUCUAAAUACGUAUAGUUGUAAGCUUAAGCUUUAA